Messenger RNA from Cavenderia fasciculata, 1503 nucleotides. RefSeq lists its product as uncharacterized. Lineage: Eukaryota; Evosea; Eumycetozoa; Acytosteliales; Cavenderiaceae. The record is from RefSeq and is a predicted model, not a curated record. The coding region runs from base 1 to 1503 and encodes 500 amino acids. Gene Ontology annotation, cellular component: myosin complex. The transcript is spliced from 2 exons. Gene Ontology annotation, molecular function: cytoskeletal motor activity.
AUGAUGGCAUCCCAAGAAGAAGAUGCCCGCCUCCAUCAAAACAACAACAACAACAACAACAACAACAACAACAACAACAACAAUUAUGUCAAUCUUUUAGCUAAAGAACCUAUACAUACAGAAGCUAUAGUAAUCAAAAGAAAAAGUUCUGUUCCUAUAAAGAUUGAACAACAAACCUCCAACAACAACAACAACAACAAUAAUAUUAAUAAUAAUAAUAAUCGAGACAAUCCAUCACCCACUACUACUACUACUACGCUAGCUAUUGCACUUGGAAAUAGAUCAUCUUUUCAACAACACACUACAACCAACAACGAAAUGAACAAUAGUAGAAAAGAUAAUGCAAUAGGAUCACCACCAGGAGGAGGAGGAGGUGGAUGUAACAUGAUAGAUGGAUCACCAUCUGUUUUAAUGAUGUUUUCAUCUAUAGUUGAUUCUUCAAACCAACAAUACAACAACUCCUCUUCCUCCUCUUCAUCAUCAUCAUCAUCAUCGACAACAUCAAACAAUUACCAUAUACGACCAAAUUAUGAUGUUGAACUAAUCGUUCAAACCACUAAACAAGAAGAUGCAAGUUUAUGGGUAAAAAGAAACGUAGAAACUCUAGGUGACAAUGGUAUUCUAUUCUCGGAGGUCCUCAUCAAAGUGAACAAAGGAACCAAGAUGCAAGAGAGAAUCAUAUUUAUAACGGAUCGUGCCAUCUACAAUGUAACACCAUCAGAUUACAAACUUAAAGGACGUAUUGCUAUUGCAUCAUGUUCUUCAAUCUCUAAGAGUACAUUGGAAGAUAACUUUAUUGUCAUUCACGUUCAAGGAGAAUAUGAUUAUGUUCUUAUCAGUGGUAGAAAGAUUGAAAUUACUACCAUUCUAGUAGAAGCAUUCUACAAGUACUCUAUAUUACAAUUCUCUCUACAAAUACAAUAUCAAUUACAACAACAACAACAACAAUUAAAAUUACAUCAUCAACAACUUGACACCAAUACUAAAAAUAUAUCUAAUAAUAAUAAUAAUAAUAAUAAUUUAACAAUAUCAACAUCACCAAAAGAAAUGAAUUCAAAAGGAAAUAAUGUAAUUAAUAAUACAAGUGGAAAUAAUUUAUUAUCCGUUAGUUUGGGUGCCAAUAGGAUGUUAUCAACUUCACCCAAUAAUAAUAAUAAUAAUAAUAAUAAUAAUAAUAAUAAUAAUAAUAAUAAUAAUAAUAAUAAUAAUAAUAUUAAUAGCAAAGAUACUACUAAAACAAUAUUACCUACUUGUAACCAACAAGAUACAAUAGUUGAAUCAACACCAACACCAACAGCAGCAGCAGCAUCAGUAUCAGUCGCAACACCAACCUCAAUUUCAUCAAUAACUGAUCAAUUAUCAUUUAGAGAAGAAGAUCAUAUGUUGGCAGUUAAUUUUUCAGAAAGAAUAGAUUACAAGAUAGAAGGAGAUUCAAUGAAAGAAAUUUUAUUUACUAGAGUUCAAGGUGCUGUACAUAUUGCUAUCAAAAUAGUAAAUAAAUAA